Molecule: messenger RNA, 2568 nt
Organism: Cinclus cinclus
Lineage: Eukaryota; Metazoa; Chordata; Aves; Passeriformes; Cinclidae
Gene: SEMA4D
Product: semaphorin 4D
Exons: 14
Coding region: 1-2568 (855 amino acids)
Biological process (GO): positive regulation of cell migration; semaphorin-plexin signaling pathway; axon guidance
Molecular function (GO): chemorepellent activity; semaphorin receptor binding
Source: RefSeq, a predicted model, not a curated record
AUGGCUCUGUAUGCUUUCUACGCAGUUUGUGGUUUGUUGCUAGGAGUGGCAAUAGCAUUCGGCCCAGUACCAAGGAUCACUUGGGAGCACAAAGAGGUCCACCUAAUACAUUUUAAUGAAUCAAAAGUGUCAAACUAUUCAACCUUGCUGUUAAGUGAAGACAAAAAUGUUUUGUAUGUCGGAGCCAGGGAAGUGAUCUUUGCCUUAAACGCAGUGAAUAUUGCUGAGAAGCAGCACGAGUUACAUUGGAAGGUCACAGAAGAUAAAAGGACUAAAUGUGCAGUCAAGGGCAAAUCAGAACAGACAGAAUGUCGUAAUUACGUGCGUGUCUUGCAGCAGCUGAAUGAUACUUUCCUCUACGUGUGUGGAACUAAUGCAUUUCAGCCAACAUGUGAUUACCUGAAUUUAAUUUCAUUUGAACUUGGAGGUAAAAAUGAAGAUGGUAAGGGCAGAUGUCCAUUUGAUCCUGCCCAAAGCUACACAUCGGUUAUGGUUGAUGAGGAGCUUUAUUCUGGGACUUCCUACAAUUUCUUGGGAAGUGAACCUAUUAUUUCACGUCACUCUCAUCAGAGCCCUCUGAGAACAGAGUAUGCAAUACCUUGGCUUAAUGAGCCCAACUUUGUUUUUGCUGAUGUGAUACGAGCAGAUCCAAACAGCACAGAUGGAGAAGAUGACAAGAUAUACUUCUUUUUCACUGAGGUGUCGGUGGAGUAUGAAUUUGUUGGAAAAUUGAUGAUUCCAAGAAUAGCUAGAGUAUGCAAGAGGGACCAAGGAGGAUUAAGGACCUUGCAGAAAAAAUGGACUUCGUUUCUCAAGGCCAGACUGAUUUGUACCAUCCCUGAUAAGAAUUUAAUUUUCAAUGUUAUCAAUGAUGUUUUUAUUCUCAAAUCUCCGACUUUGAAGGAACCAGUGAUAUAUGGAGUCUUCACCCCACAGCUGAAUAAUGUGGGGCUGUCAGCUGUGUGUGCAUACAAUCUGUCUACUGUAGAAGAGGUUUUCUCAAAAGGAAAAUACAUGCAGAGUGCUACAGUGGAACAGUCACAUACAAAGUGGGUCCGAUACAAUGGGGAAAUUCCUAAUCCUCGACCUGGUGCGUGUAUAAACAAUGAAGCCAGAGCAUCAAACUACAUGAGUUCUCUGAAUUUACCAGACAAAACAUUGCAGUUUGUUAAAGAUCAUCCUCUAAUGGAUGACUCAGUGACCCCAGUGGGAGACAGACCUCGGCUAGUGAAGCGAGAUGUGAAGUAUACACAGAUUGUAGUUGACAGAGUCAGAGCACUUAAUGGCACCAUCUAUGAUGUUAUGUUCAUCGGUACAGAUCGAGGAGCCCUGCACAAAGCUAUCAGUUAUGAAAACGGAAUGCAUAUUAUUGAAGAAACACAGCUUUUCCCAAAUUUUGAACCAGUCCAAACUCUCUUGCUUUCAUCCAAAAUAGGCAGAAGAUACCUCUUUGCUGGUUCAAAUUCUGGUGUGGUGCAGUCUCCUGUGGCAUUCUGUGACAAGUACACCACUUGUGUUGACUGUGUUUUAGCAAGGGAUCCUUACUGUGCUUGGAAACCUCUUGAAGCUUCCUGCAUAGAUAUUUUCAAAGAAGGUGAAAUAGAAAGGAAUUGGAUUCAAAACAUAGGUGGAGAUGCAUCUUCUUGUUCUGAUAAAGUAAGAGAGAAUCCCCUACAGCAUACAUUCAAGCAUGGGAGCACAGCAGAACUCAAGUGUUCUCAAAAGUCCAAUCUGGCACAGGUAGUUUGGAAGUUCAAAGAUGAUGUGCUGAGAGUGGAGAGUCCCAAGUACCGUCUGCUGGAGAAGGCACUGCUCAUCUUCAAUUUAUCAGAAGGAGACAGUGGCGUUUACCAAUGUUUGUCAGAAGAAAAAGUGAAAAAUAAGAAAUUUUCUCAAGUGCUGGCUAAGCAUGUUUUGGAACUGAAAAGAAUGCAGCAUACCACGGUGGGCCCCACUGCCACAGCCACACCAACAGAAGGUAAUAGUGAUGUGCCAAAAGUAUCAGCUGUAGCAACCGAGGGGUCCACUGCUCGCAUCUCGACCACUCACAUGGUACCAGUAACAACAGCAAGGAUACUAACAAAGCCCAUUGGCCCUGUCCUAACAAGUGUAGCCUCCAACACAGAGCUCUUCAAUUCAAUUCCUGAUGCAGUCCCAGAAAAGACAAUGUUCCUCAAGUCAAAUGAUAACUUCCUGUUGAUGUUCCUCUUCCUCUUCUUUUUCAUUCUCUUUUUGUGCCUGCUCUCCUACAACUGUUACAAAGGCUACUUGCCAGGGCAAUGCUUGAAAUUUCGCUCUGUGAUGUUGCUUGGUAAGAAGAAAACAAAGUCAGAUUUUUCUGAUUGUGAGCAAAGUGUGAAAGAGACGCUGGUGGAGCAGGGCAGCGUCAGCCACCAGAGCGGGGAGCAGCCCAAGCCCGCGCACGACACCGGCUACGAGACGGAGCCCGACUGCGGGAACAGCCAGCUGCAGGCUGGGGAUUCACAGGCCUCCCGUGAGGCCAAGGACAAGCCCUUCGAUGUCAAGUGUGAGCUCAAGUACGCCGACUCGGACGUGGAGGGGGACUGA